Lucilia sericata (common green bottle fly) is the source of this 1865-nucleotide messenger RNA. It is a transcript of the gene Sar1, whose product is annotated as GTP-binding protein SAR1b. Gene Ontology annotation, molecular function: GTP binding; GTPase activity. Gene Ontology annotation, biological process: membrane organization; vesicle organization; intracellular protein transport. Bases 402 to 983 code for a protein of 193 amino acids. Lineage: Eukaryota; Metazoa; Arthropoda; Insecta; Diptera; Calliphoridae. The record is from RefSeq and is a predicted model, not a curated record. The transcript has 6 exons. Gene Ontology annotation, cellular component: endoplasmic reticulum exit site; COPII vesicle coat.
ACAAUUGCCUGUGGUUUUUGUAGAUGUUUGAUGUAUAACGAAUAGUGUCGCCACUUUAUUAAUACACUUUGUGCUGUCGUGUCUUCUUUUUCAAUAAUAUUCGUGGUUUUUUAAAGAAAAAAAAAAAACGGGAGAAUUAGUGAAAAAAUUAAUAAAGGCAAAUCUAUUUUUUGUAUAAAUUAUUGCAAAUUUUCAACACUUGGCUGAAAAUUUAUAAAUUUCUAUUUUAAUAUUUAAUAAUAUUAGCUUAGUAAGCAGCAAAAAAUAACAACAGCCAACGCCGCUGCCGCACUUGUACAUUCGUUACCUACAAAUCCAUUAAAACUGCUCCCCGCUCCCGUUUUCUUUCUUUUAAAUUUGUUUUUGUAAAAUAAAAGCACAUAAAAACCACAACAUACAAAAUGUUCAUCUGGGAUUGGUUCACUGGUGUUUUAGGAUACUUGGGUUUAUGGAAGAAAUCUGGUAAAUUAUUGUUCCUUGGUUUGGAUAAUGCUGGUAAAACAACAUUGUUGCACAUGCUCAAAGAUGAUAAAUUAGCCCAACAUGUCCCAACUUUGCAUCCCACAUCGGAAGAAUUAUCUAUUGGCAAUAUGCGUUUCACUACAUUCGAUUUGGGCGGUCACACUCAAGCACGUCGUGUGUGGAAAGAUUAUUUCCCCGCCGUAGAUGCUAUCGUUUUCUUGAUAGAUGCCUGGGAUCGUGGUCGUUUCCAAGAAAGUAAAAAUGAAUUAGAUUCCCUUCUCACAGAUGAGGCCUUGUCAAAUUGUCCUGUACUGAUUUUGGGUAACAAAAUCGAUAAGCCUGGUGCUGCCAGCGAAGAUGAACUUAGAAAUGUUUUUGGUCUCUAUCAAUUAACCACCGGCAAGGGUAAAGUAGCACGUUCCGAUUUACCCGGUCGUCCCUUGGAAUUGUUCAUGUGCUCGGUACUGAAAAGACAAGGUUAUGGCGAAGGUUUCCGUUGGUUAGCGCAGUAUAUUGAUUAAGUUGUGUAGUAGUUUGGUUGUUUAAAAAUCGAAUUGUGGUGGCAAAACAACAACAAUAACAAAAGAAGAAUAAUUUCUAUUAAUUUUUACAUCAAUUAAGAAGCAUUAUACAAUAUUUGUAACUGCAGCAGCCAUUGUUUUCCUCCUUCUCAUAACAGACAACAAGAAGCAAACAAACCGACACACUACAUCUAAAUCCAAGAAGACACACUAUUCAUUCACAAACAAGAUGAAAUCAACAACAACAAAUAAACAAACAACAACAAAAUACAAAAAACCGUAAAGAUAAUAAUAAAACGUAAUAAUAAAUAAUAACAAUAAAAUAAAAAAUUGAAAAAUAUCUAUAAAAUUUAUAAAAAUAAAAACAAUUUACUGGGAAGAAGGCGCAAUUUUAACUUUAUAAAAAGCAAGAAAAGAAAUAUAAAUUUUAAAUUGACAUUUUUUCCAACGCAUUAUUUAUUAGAGAGAGAAGUGCUUUUUUAAAACGUUUCUUCAUUUUUUUUUUCGUUUUUAUCAUAAAAAAUAAAUAAUGCAUCAUAGAUUCCAUACAACACUUUAAAUAUACUCUUGUGAUGUCUACACAAACAAAUGUAAAGGAUUUGAUAUCCAUUGCACUUUAUGAUUUUAUUUCCUUUUUCCAAUUUGUAACUAGUUGCAACCUCACAUACAUUCUAGCUUCUAUUUAAUAUUAUAAAUAUUUCUUUUGUUUUAGUUUCCUAUUUUAUUUCUCUGUUUCAUUCAUAAGUUUUAUUAAUUUUAUUUAGCUUAAAUUUUUUGGUCUUGUAAAAUAUUCUAAUUAAUGAUGAUUCUCUGUGCAAAACAACAAAAACUUAAGAAAAGAAAAAUAAUAUCCUAAAUAAAAAGAAAAUAUCUCCUUUUUUA